Sphaeroforma arctica JP610 is the source of this 342-nucleotide messenger RNA. RefSeq lists its product as hypothetical. Lineage: Eukaryota; Ichthyosporea; Ichthyophonida. The record is from RefSeq and is a predicted model, not a curated record. The annotation marks the transcript as partial. The transcript has a single exon.
AACAUUCAUACCGUCUAUUCCGUAUUGCACCUCACCAUUGUUCUUAAGUCUGUUGAUUCGCGCCUUAGCACACUCAGCUGUUAGUAGACCCAGCACGUACCAUCACUCUUGUCGUAUUAAGCACUGCCGAGACGUGCGAACAAAAUGUCAGCCACGGAAUCACCUAAGGCACCCACGGCAGACGACACUACAACCCCACAGCCCACGGCAGACGACACUACAACCCCACAGCCCACACCUGACCAGAAUCAGGAGGUCACCUUCGAAGCCAAACACGUGCACGAUGUGUACGAGAGUAUAGCCGGCCACUUCAGUCAUACACGCUAUAAACCAUGGCCUCAG